Molecule: messenger RNA, 2642 nt
Organism: Dissoconium aciculare CBS 342.82
Lineage: Eukaryota; Fungi; Ascomycota; Dothideomycetes; Mycosphaerellales; Dissoconiaceae
Product: nucleotide-diphospho-sugar transferase
Exons: 1
Coding region: 91-2253 (720 amino acids)
Cellular component (GO): eukaryotic translation initiation factor 2B complex
Molecular function (GO): guanyl-nucleotide exchange factor activity; translation initiation factor binding; translation initiation factor activity
Source: RefSeq, a predicted model, not a curated record
AGUGGUACAGCUUUUAUAAAUCAAAGAACAAGGUUUCUGUAAUCACCUGAAUACGGAACAUCGAGACUUGAAUUGUCGAAUAAACCCAAGAUGCCUCCAAAGGGCAAGAAAGGUGGUGGCAAGGACAACAAAGCGGGCGAGGAGAAACGAGAAGAACCUCUGCAGGCUGUCAUCUUUGCCGAUUCCUUCGAGACCAGAUUCAACCCCUUCACGCUCGAGCGACCACGUUGUCUACUCCCACUUGCGAAUACGCCACUGCUCGAGUAUACAUGCGAAUUCCUGGCGAGCGCGGGUGUAGAAGAAGUUUACCUUUACUGCGGUAAUUUCACCGAUCAGGUCGAAGAAUACCUCAAAGGUUCCAAAUGGGUUUCCGACACGGCGCCCUUCUCACUGGAAGUGAUCCGCUCCAGCUCACGCAGUAUCGGAGACUGCAUGCGUGACCUCAAUCAGAAGGAGCUGAUCGUCGGCGACUUUAUCUGUGUGUAUGGUGAUGUCGUGGCCAAUGUCUCGCUUGAGGCUGCACUUGCGGCCCACCGUGCUCGAGUGGAAAAGGACAAGAAAUCGAUCAUGACCAUGGUGCUCCGCGAAGCCGGCGACUACCAUCGCACCAAGUCCCAGACUAUCCGGCCUGUGUUUGUUGUCGACCCUCUAAUCAAUCGUUGCGUACAUUACGAACAGGUCCGACCCGGUGCCAGCGCAACACUCGAUAUCCCGAGCGAAGCAUUGAGAGAUCAUGUUGAAUUGGAGAUCCGCGAGGAUUUGAUUGAUUGCGGCAUCGACAUCUGCACACCGGAAGUCCUCGCACAGUACACGGACAAUUUCGACUGGCAACUGCCCCGCCGAGGCUUUCUACAUGGCGUCCUGAAGGACUUUGAAACCUUCCAGCUCACGAUCCACACGCAUAUUGCUACUGAGGGAUAUGCUGCACGAGUCCAUGGCUUACAAGCUUAUGAUGCUAUCAGUAAAGACAUCAUUUCAAGAUGGGCGUACCCGCUAUGUCCUGAUACCAAUCUUGUCGCAGAUCAGUCAUUUCAACUCGGCAGGCGCAAUGUAUACAAAGAGGACAAUGUGGUUCUCGCCAGAUCGUGCCAGAUCGAACGAAGCUCUGUUCUCGGUAAAGCAAGUUCAAUCGGUGAGAACACUACUGUUACAAACAGCGUCAUUGGUAGACGGUGCGUCAUUGGCAAUCGAGUUGUCCUGAACGGAGCCUAUAUCUGGGACGAUGCACAAAUCGGCGAUGACACUAUCAUCAACACUGCGAUUAUAGCUAACGAUGCUAUCAUCGGGAAGAAAUGUACAAUUGAGCCAGGGGCUCUCAUCUCGUACGGUGUGCGUAUUGCAGACGGCACAAACGUCACAAGCAAUAAACGAAUCACAACCCUCAAGAGGAAACGAGGCUACGAAGGCGAUGAAAUCACCAAAGCCCCAUCAGACCCGAAGGUCGUUGGUCAGGGCGGCGAAGGACAUCACAUGGCGAUCGAUGAAGAUGAAGAAGAGCUCUUCGAAGCGCUCCUGCGUAGUGUUGAAGAUCUUAACUUCAAUAUCAUCGAUGACGACGCCGUCUCGACCUUUUCAUCGGAGGAUGAGGACGAGGACGACGAUUACGAGGGCCACGCUGCCGAGCGCGGACAGCGAAGCGAUAGUUUCGCUUCCGCUGCAUCCGACGAAGACGGCGAUGAUGCGCGAAAUCGCGCUUCGGACUUCCAUCACGAAGCCGUGGCGAGUGUGUUCGAUGCUUUGCAGAAGACGGAAGAUCCCGACACGAUUCAAUUGGAACUACGCGCCUUGACCCUCAGCAGUAACGCUGAAGGCAAACAAGUCCGACGUGCACUGGCUGUGGCAUUUGCCAAGCGGAUCGCCAAUCUUAUGGAAGGAGAUAAACCAGCUAGCCCGAAGGACGCGGUCGGCCAGGUCAUCCCGACAUACCAGCUGCUUAUCAAAGCCAAUGUCAAGGAGGAAGACGAGCAAGCGGAGUUUCUACUCUUCCUGCAGACGGAUCUGGUGCACCGGCCUUCCGGAGAGAAGGUUCUGCUUUUCGCGUCGAACGAACUAGCUACAAAUGAUCUCGUCGAGGCGGAGGGAUUCGAGGCGUGGUGGAACGACCCUCGGAGCUCUGCAAGUGAAGAGCUGGAGAGGGUCCGCAAGGAGACGAAGCAAUUGGUUGAUGUGCUCGUGGACGAUGACGAUGAUGAGGACGAUGAUGACGAUGAAGACGAAGACGAAGAUGACGAUGACGAUGAGGACGACGAAUAAAAAUGUUUCAGGUAUGUAACCUUUGGUUGGAUUCAACCGAUGUUUGGGGUCACGUGGUCGACCUCGUUCGAGCAAUGCCACACUUCUCCGUUGUUCCACACCCAUGGUACGCGUGCGCGAGGGCAUGUGAUGACAGCUUGCGCGAAUGACAGCAUCGUCGUGCCAGACCCAGGUGAUGGAGUCGGACGAUUGAGUUGACGCUGUGCGCCACACCCGGUUGGUACCUAGGUAUUUUGGAAACGUUGAUGGACUAGACGCUUCGAUUGUAAAUACGGUCGUUGAUCAACAUAUCUCUCAUGAUCUGAACCGACUUAUCACAAUGCUCAUCAACGAAGACCUGAGGAUGGACAUGCCGAAUUCGUCCUGUAUUCCCACCCGAUUGUUUCGCU